Molecule: messenger RNA, 1692 nt
Organism: Scomber japonicus (chub mackerel)
Lineage: Eukaryota; Metazoa; Chordata; Actinopteri; Scombriformes; Scombridae
Gene: tada3l
Product: transcriptional adaptor 3 (NGG1 homolog, yeast)-like
Exons: 9
Coding region: 52-1347 (431 amino acids)
Biological process (GO): regulation of transcription by RNA polymerase II
Cellular component (GO): SAGA complex
Molecular function (GO): transcription coactivator activity
Source: RefSeq, a predicted model, not a curated record
CCAUUCACUGACGUUCAUUUAGAUGCUGCCAGGUCUUUGCAACUCAUCAUCAUGAGUGAGUUAAAGGACUGCCCCCCACUGAAAUACUAUGACUUCAAGCCUGUCGAGCACGUCAAGGUGUGUCCCCGCUACACUGCUGUGCUGGGCCGCUCAGAGGACGAUGGGAUCGGUAUUGAGGAGCUGGACACCCUGCAGCUGGAGUUGGAGACGCUCCUGUCCUCAGCCAGUCGACGCCUCAGAGCCCUGGAGGAGCAGAGACAGAUCCUCACAGACUGGCAGGACAAGAAGGGAGAUAAGCGCUUCGUAAAGCCAGGGAAAGACCCAGACCCUGCUGCAUCAUCUCGCCACAAACCAAAGAAGCAGAAAUUGGAUGGCAAAGGCGGUCAUGGCCCAGGUCCAGGCCCUGGCAGACCAAAAUCUAAAAACCUGCAGCCUAAAGUCCAAGAGUAUGAAUAUACAGACGACCCACAAGACAUUCCCCGCACUCCGAAAAAUGAUGCUCCCAACAGAUUCUGGGCAUCAGUCGAACCAUAUUGUGCUGAUAUCACAAAUGAAGAGAUACGAUUGCUAGAGGAACUUCUGAAACCCCCAGAGGAUGAAGCAGAGUAUUUCAAAAUUCCAGCAUUGGGGAAACACUACUCUCAGCGGUGGGCUCAGGAGGAUUUGCUGGAGGAGCAGAGAGAGGGAGCACGAGCCAACGACAAGAAGAAGGGCCUUAUGGGAGGACCACUGUCUGAACUUGAUGCAAAAGAUGUGGACUCACUGCUGAAAAAGUCAGAGUCCCAACAUGAAUCUCCAGAGGACGGCUGUCCCUUCGGUCCUCUCACGCAGCGUCUGCUCCAGGCUCUUGUAGAGGAGAACAUCAUAUCCCCCAUGGAGGAUUCUCCUAUACCAGACAUUUCAGGAAAGGAUGCUAAUGAUGGAGCUGGGACGUCACCUCGAAGCCAAGGAAAAUCUUUUAGCGUUCCUCACACACGUUCCCUGGAAGCGAGGAUCAAAGAGGAGCUGGUUGCCCAGGGACUACUGGACUCUGAAGAGCGUCCUGGACCAGGAGGAGAUUCUGAGGAUGAGGUCCUGGCAGAGCUUCAGAAGAGACAAGCAGAGCUCAAAGCCCUGAGUGCUCACAACAGAGCCCGUAAGCAGGAGCUGCUCAGGUUGGCGAAAGAGGAGAUGCGCAAGCAGGAGCUGAGACAGAGAGUCAGAGUGUCUGACAAUGAGGUCAUGGAAGGAUUUCGGAGAAUUAUGGCAGCUAGGCAGAAGAAACGCACUCCGACCAAGAAGGAGAAGGACCAGGCCUGUAAAGCACUGAAGGAGAGGGAAAGCAUCCUCAAGUUACUGGAUGGAUAAAAAACAGCAAAAAUGUGGGAGGAAGAAUCUUUUUUCCACUUAUUGACACAGAUUGUAACCGUGGCGACAGCUGUUACACCCUCAGUUUACAGCUACAUCUCCAACAUGUGCGAUACGGUUUUCUGCAGGUCUGUGUGGUUGGAGUAGGGACAUUUCUGUCGUAGUUUUUAUGUCAUGUACAGCAAGAAGCUUAUGUGAUCGUAACAUUCAGUAUGCAUCUGAGACUUUUCCUCAUUUUGUUAAAUUUUUUCUUUGUCAGUUUAAUUUUUAUGUAGCUUUCUAUUUUGUUUACCAUGUAAUGUUAUGAAAACAAUACACAUCAAUGUUUGAAUAAAUCAGUACCAA